Molecule: messenger RNA, 1755 nt
Organism: Menidia menidia (Atlantic silverside)
Lineage: Eukaryota; Metazoa; Chordata; Actinopteri; Atheriniformes; Atherinopsidae
Source: the annotation of a GenBank genome assembly
AUGAGCUGUGUCUGUUGUGGUUUUGCUCCUAUUGGUCAAUUCGUCCACAUCUUGCGUGCGCCUCCGCUGUUUGUGCUCGACUGGCGUCUGUGCGUGGACGAGGGCGAGCCGGUCGGUGCUUUAAAAAACUCCUUCGGAAAGCAGGAACGAGCCUCAGUCAUGCGGCAUUCUGAUCAUUCCUCCUCCUUUAACUCUAAGUCCCUCGAAGGGCCGGCGGCUGUACCUGGAAUCGUUAGUCAGAUGAGUCCCGCCCUCCGGCCUCCGGCCCCGUCCGCCACGUCACACGCCGGAGAAAUGACUCGGCCCCAAAGACCUCUGACGGCGGGGGGGGUGUUUACAUUUUUGCGUCCCUGUCUCCUGAACUGCCGGGGUCGAAGCGGGCCGGUGGCCUCGGGGCAGAUCCUCGUCACCAAACCGGUUUCUGCCGCGUCCCGGAGCCGUAAAUCUGCCGCUUAUCUCCCAGAAACCUGCACGUAUCUCGUUCUGUUCUGGAAUGGGCGUUUAAUUGGCCCCCACUGGAUUGACGAGGGGUGCAGGUCAGACUCGCAGGGAGCGGGAAUAAAAGCCUUAAAAGCCGAGGGUUUUCCGGGCCCGUGGAAUUCUUUAUCGCCGCCGUCGGGGGGGGGCCGAGAGCGUCUCCAUCUGAAGGUCGGCGGGACGCGCGUCGGCUGGAACCGCUUCCCUUUUUUCCACCGGUCCUGCCAAGGUUUUAAAGCGGCGGGGGGGUCCAGUAAAGGCGCCCGGGCGCGCGCUCUAAUUGGGUGCUUUGUCUGGCUGCCGGCCCCCGGACCCGCCGCCGCCCUCAGCCCACGGACCCCCCCCGUCCCGCAGGAGUACCCCGAGACCGCGGACCCGGACAGCGCCCGCCAAACCGCCCACGCCCCGGAGAGAGGAGCCCCCAGGACCCCCGUUUCCGAGGAUAGCCCCCCCCCGGAGGACCACACGCCGGACUCUACACGGACCGCCACCCCCCGGGGUCAGAGGGGACCGGAGCCCACGGCGGCCGCCGGGCCCCUGAGGAACCAGGCCGGGACCCGGUUGGGGACCAGAGCUCUGGGCCCCACCCAGGGGGGGCCGACCCGGGGGGGCCCAGCCCCCGCCGAGGGCCCGGGUCCGGGGCCGGGGGCCGGCCUGGACGGGCUCCUGGAGGAGGAGAUGUUUUUGGACGCGCACCCCCGGGUGCUGUUCUCGCCGGGGGGGGGGAACCGGCCCCGGGACCGGAGCCCCGCCCCUUUCUGGGCCGCCCGCCCCCCCCAGGCGGCUCCGCGCCCGGUCAGGAGGGACAAGCGCUCGCACCUGAUGGACCGCAAGCGGGGGGAGAAGUCGGUGUGCGAGGCGGAGAGCAGCUGGGUGGUGGACAAGCGGUCGGCCAUCGACAUGCGGGGCCAGAACGUCAGCAUCCUGCAGGAGAUCCAGACCCAGACCGGGCCCCUCAAGCAGUACUUCUACGAGACCCGGUGCCGGCAGGCCGAGCAGCACCCGCACCGGGGGGGCGGGGCCAGGGGGGGGUCGGCGGGGGCGGCGGGGGGGCGGUCGGCGGGCACGGGCGUGGCGGGCGGCGGCUGCCUGGGCGUGGACAGGAAGCAGUGGCAGAGCGAGUGCAAGGCCCGGCAGUCGUUCGUCCGCGCGCUGACCCGCGACGCCCAGAACCGGACCGGCUGGAGGUGGAUCCGGAUAGACUCGUCCUGCGUCUGCGUGCUGCUGUCCCGGACCGGCCAGGGGAAGGAGGUCCUGGCGAAAGGGGGCAGGGGCUGA